Molecule: messenger RNA, 2793 nt
Organism: Kluyveromyces marxianus DMKU3-1042
Lineage: Eukaryota; Fungi; Ascomycota; Saccharomycetes; Saccharomycetales; Saccharomycetaceae
Gene: ARG81
Product: Arg81p
Exons: 1
Coding region: 1-2793 (930 amino acids)
Biological process (GO): regulation of DNA-templated transcription
Molecular function (GO): DNA-binding transcription factor activity, RNA polymerase II-specific; zinc ion binding
Source: RefSeq, a predicted model, not a curated record
AUGAAAACGUCUAAGCCUAGGGUAAAGACGUUUACUGGAUGCUGGACUUGCCGGUCUCGAAAGGUGAAGUGUGAUCUCCAGCGACCCGGAUGCAAGCGGUGUGAAAGGAGUGGGUUGACAUGUGGCGGUUAUGAGGUGAAGCUUCGAUGGACCAGGCCAAUCCAGUUCAACAGAUCUGGUGAUGUGACAGUGACACCUUCUGGUGUGAAAGAUCCGGAUGAACCUCAUUACAGGCGAAGAAACGUGGACUUUGUACGGUACAAGGAAGAAUAUGAGUACUAUGAGGAUAUGGACGAUGAGCUUUCUGCUCUUAGCUCGCCGCCUUUGGAUUUAAUUGCGGAUAACAAGACGUGGAUCAUCAAGAAGUUUGGGGUUUUCAAGGGUACGGACAAAGUGAAGAAGCAAUACGCACCGAGAAAGAAGCGGAAACGUAACGAGGUGUUCAUCAAUGCGAUACGGCGUGCUCAGAAGAAGCUGGCCCAGAAGAAAAGCAAAGGAUCUGGAGGUGGGAUGGGUCCACCCUCGACGGAAGAUGCAGGCUCUUCUUCUGCUAACAAUGACGAGGACGGCGAUGGUGGUGAUGACGAAACGUCGGCACAGCAGUUACACAACUUGUUCGAGUUCGACAUGAACUCAUUGUUGUUUCCUGGUAAUGAGUGGAUUUCCAAUGAACUACGGGAUGACGCUUUGCUAUCUGCAGCUGCUGUAGAAGGUAAGACUAUUCCUAUCUUGGGUAAUGUUGGUGAACAGCACAACGGUGCGGGCUCGGGUAUGGGAUCGUCCGGUUCGGGUUCGGGUUCGGGUUCGGGUUCUGGCUCAGGUUCAGGUGCAGGUUCUGGUUCUGGUUCUGGUACCAGAUCUAACGAUUCAUUCCAUGGAACAGAUACACCAGUGGAUGCGGCUGAAAACACUGAGUCAGUAGCCAAUGCACACUCUAAUCAUAAUAAUGAACAGAUCAAGAAUCGUCCGGUUGCAGCUGUUAACGAAGAAGAACUAGAAAAAGUGUAUCGUCUUCUCUUCCAUAGAACAGGUGGAUCCACGGACCAAUCUCUUGAUCAUGACAAUGGGGAAAGAGCAUUGGAAACGAAUAACCGCACGAACUCGGUUUCCAGCGCAGGCACAGGCACGGGUACAGCCUCCUCCCAUACACAGACACAUGUAGGUGCUCAAGAGAACCCCAAGACUAUUCUUGGUAUUGUGCCGUUGAAAAACUUUGUGGAGCUUAACGUACCAGGCUCUACUAUGCCUAGUUCGGUAAUUGAAGUAAUUCAAUCACGAGUGCCUGAUCCUAUAUUCAAUAAGCCCGGAAAUAAAAACCCGCUCUUAGAAAUUCCAACAACUGGUGUACACAUACAUGGACUUGCAAGGUUCUUACUCAACUAUUACUUGCAGAAUGUGGCUGAUUUAAUGACAGUUGUUGUGCUACCGACAAACCCUUGGAAAACAAUCUACUUCCCAAGAGCAUUGAAGGCCCUUGGUGAUCUUACCGGUAUUGGGUACACAUCUAACUCAAGAAACUCUUUAUUGAAUGCAUUACUAGCUGUUUCCUGUUUUAAUCUUCAGAGUAAGUUUCCAAAGAACUCACCAGAGAUGAAGUUCUUUCUUUCGCUAGGAAUAGAGUUUAGAUCACAGGCCUCAAACUUCCUUAAAAGAUGUUUGGCAACGACUGUAAACCAAGAAAGGUAUAAAGACAUUUUAACUGCUAUAUUAUCAAUGAAUUCCAUUGAUGUUGUCUGGGGUACCAUGGCUGAUUGUCAGGUACACUUGACAAUUUGUGAAGAUUUUGUCGAAAAUAGGAUGAAAACAAGACCAAAGAUAUCGGCAAAGGCGAAGGCUCUCCAUCGUAUCUUUUCAUUCCUCAAAUUGAUUCAAGAUAGUACCGCCUUGGACAAAGUUCGACCCAAAGAAAUUGUUAUUCUUGACAACAAUGUGUCCAUAGACUCUCAAGUACCUUCGGGUAUACCUUCAGUAGAGGGUGAAUUCAAGGAAUCUUUGAACAAGCAGGAUGGUAAGAUUCGCAUUGAGUUUAUAUGUUCAUCAUCUGAUUACAAGGAUUCACCUAGUCCGUUCUCAAAGAACUCUAAUAAGAGUCCCGGUGCGCAGACGCCGAUAUUUUCCAACAUUGCUAGUGAAUCUUACUAUUAUCCAAAAACAAACGAAACAGACAACGAUAUUCUAAGCACGGAUGCUCUCUACGGUCUACCGAACUCCUUGAUUCUUUUGUUCUCGGAUUGUGUCAGAUUAGCAAGGCAUCUCGAAUUCUAUCGCCAAAACAGCAUCUCGACCCCAAAAGCCUUUAAGAGGCUUUGCGUCGAGUUUGAGCAACGCAUACUGAGCUGGAAAUCAGAAUGGGAGUUUAAAGUACCAGGUUCCCAAACAGAGUUCAUAAACGAAACAAUCGAAGGGGUGUACCAUCACACAAUGAGUUUCUACCAUGGUUUGAUCAUUUACUUCUACACCAUUGUGAAAAACCAAUCGUACGACUACGUGAGGAAACAUGUCAUUGUGGUGUUGGAAAACCUCAACCAGCUCUCGGAUCUAAUCGAGAACAAAGGUGUGAAAAUUGUUCCAUUAAUCUGGCAAGGGUUCAUGGCUGGGUGUGCAUGCGCUGACACUGAACUCCAGCUAGGCUUCAAGGAAUGGGCUGCAAAGCUCUGUAAGUCUGGUAUGGGCUCCUACUGGGGUGCAAGACAGAUAAUGUUUGAGGUUUGGCGGCGGAGGCUAAACAGAGAAGAGAAUGACGACUGGUUUUCCGUAUACAAAGACUGGGAAAUGAAUCUUAUGUUGUCGUGA